CUUAUAAAGAUAACAUUGUUGAUUUCGGACAUAUAUUCUUAAAUAAGUAAAUACUCGAUAUAUAGCUUACACUACGUUUAAUAAUACAACUUAAAUCUUUCUAGAACGGAUAAAAUGGGAAAUUGCUUGAAAAUUAGCACUUCAGACGACAUUUCACUUUUACGAGGCAAUGAGAGUUUUAGCGGGCAAACCAUCGGAACACAGCCAUUAUAUCAUCAGGACGAGCAGUAUCAACAAGUGUCUUACCCCACGUCCUCGGCAUCCGUGACUCACCCACCAUCUUCUAUUAAUCGUCAACUUUCCGACGAAAAUGAAGUGAAGAUUGCUAAGCGUAUUGGAUUAAUGCAACAUUUACCUAUUGGAAUAUAUGACGGGAGCUCGAAAAAAGCACGGGAGUGUGUAAUUUGCAUGGCUGAAUUUUGUGUUGAUGAAGCUGUGCGCUAUCUUCCUUGCAUGCAUAUUUAUCAUGUCAAAUGUAUAGACGAUUGGUUGUUAAGAAGUCUAACGUGUCCCAGUUGCUUAGAGCCUGUUGAUGCUGCCUUGCUGACGAGCUAUGAAUCGACAUAGCGUUUAAAACACCGAUAGUAUAUUUAUAAUGGGUUUGCUUUAAAGUAUUUCGGGAAAACCAACUUUUUUGUAUUGUGACAGGCAAAAAAUAAUAUUGAUUUAUACAUUUAAAUCGGAUUAAUUGUUUUCUUUUUUAUUAAAUUGUUAAUGUUUUAUAUUCAAAACGUAUUAUAAUAUUUUAUUCAUUUGUAGUGUAAAUUUAAAUAAAUUAUAAAUGAAACACUCGAGAGCUCAAACCUAAAA
Drosophila elegans is the source of this 810-nucleotide messenger RNA. RefSeq names its product RING finger protein 11 (gene Rnf11). Lineage: Eukaryota; Metazoa; Arthropoda; Insecta; Diptera; Drosophilidae. The coding region runs from base 115 to 567 and encodes 150 amino acids. The record is from RefSeq and is a predicted model, not a curated record. The transcript is spliced from 3 exons.